AUGGGAGAUCUUUCAAGUGUGCAGGCAGUCAUCAAGGUGUGCGCUCACCAGGAGCUUGAUGAAUCACUACCUGCUCGCGAGUAUUUUUUGAGGCUUGGGAACCACCACGCGGACCGUCUGACCAACCUCGGGAGGGAGCAGCACCCCCUAGCGAGCCCAGCAGAAGCGGACGCGAUCUGGAGACAGGUUUCCAUUGCGCGCCUGGUAGCGAAAUUCGCCGCGCGUUUAUUGCCCUUGUGGCCUCGUCUGGACCUUCAGGAUGCCGAAUGGCUGGCCCCUGAACUGGCCUUUUCUGGCCGCCAGGAAGGCCUAGCCCACAACUGGGUCCAGCUCAGGCAGUCUUGGCAGUGUCCUGUUUGCCUGGGAGGCUCGCGGCUCGCUCAGCUUCCAGCCUCCAAGUGCCCAGGUGCCGACGGCUUGCGAGGCCUCAAGGCGGAAGCUUUGUCGCACCUAGGGCACACCAUUGCUGCGUACGAUUGCUCGGAUGGCUCCUUUGUUGCCGUGUGCACUCGUUGCAAGCUGUAUUCGACGGGUGGCAGCGUGCGAGGACUGCGAGAGCGCUGUCCCGCGGAGCUUGUUAAUUUGAAUGAUCAUUCCAUGCGUGGGCGCAGGCACUGUUGGAAUCGUAUUGUCAAGGGUCUCCAUCCCAAGGAGGAUGACAUCACCCUGCAGUAUGUGGACCUGACGGCCGAAGGCACUCUGGACGCCUCCCCUCUCGAACAGGCCGAGAGCCCAGGCAAUUUACGAGCCAGUUUCGCAGGCGAGCUGCAGUGGCCGAUCGGCCACCAGCGGCUUGCAGGCACCAGCGUCUGCAGCUGGAGCUGCGACUGGCGCCUUUUUCUCGUCCCCACAUUGCGCUGCACCCAGUUUAUCGAAAUCUACGGCGGUCAGGCGGAGCAGCUGCUGAGGAGCACCCCCACGGGCAGCAUGGAGAUCAAGGAGCUCUGCAUCAAGUUUGCCAGCAAGUUUGGGGUGAGCCUGACGAGCGUGGCGGGCGUGAGGCCCGCCGACUUCUUCGCGAGGGAGGCGUCGCUGUUCACGAUGCCCCGCCCUGG
Messenger RNA from Prorocentrum cordatum, 1055 nucleotides. Lineage: Eukaryota; Dinophyceae; Prorocentrales; Prorocentraceae. The record is from the annotation of a GenBank genome assembly.